Molecule: messenger RNA, 1280 nt
Organism: Trichoderma asperellum CBS 433.97
Lineage: Eukaryota; Fungi; Ascomycota; Sordariomycetes; Hypocreales; Hypocreaceae
Biological process (GO): fungal-type cell wall organization
Cellular component (GO): plasma membrane; cell cortex of cell tip
Source: RefSeq, a predicted model, not a curated record
UUUUUUUCUUCCUUUUCCUCCUUCACACCUGUCGUAAUCAUGGCUCUCUUGAUGAGAUUCCUCGUCCUUAUUCCCCUAAUACUCUCCUUCGUCGCCUUCGUCUUGACAAACCUGGCGCUGUUUGCUGGCCACCAGCAGGGUUUCAUGGAAGACUAUGCUGUCAUUAGACUCAACACAUCCCAGCUCGGCCAAGACCAGUUCAAGAAUGGCAAAUCACACAGCAGCAACGAUGAUAAGGACGACGAUGGUGACGAGAGUAUCUUCGGCAAGCUCAAAGACAAGGUCCACGACAUUAAAGAUGAAGCCAAAGACAAGCUUGGCGAUAUUGCCAACGACAUCAUCGCAAACAUUGCCGAAGACCUGGGCAUCAGCCAGUGGUAUUCCGUCCACAUCAUGAACGCUUGUCAGGGCGAAUUCGGAGCCAACGCAACGGCCGCUCAUUUCUCUCUCAACACCACCAACUGCACUCAUUCAUCUCCCUCAAACCGAUUCAACCUCACUGAGAUACUGAAUCAAGAGCUCUCUAUCGGGCCCCUUGACCUCAGCCUUGCAGACAUUAGCUGGCCAGACUCUAUCCAAGACAAGAUCAGCGACCUCAACAGCGCUCUGCUCGCCCUCUUCGUCUUCUUCGUUCUGGGCGUCGGCUUCAGCGGUCUCUCCAUGCUAGCAUGCAUCCCGGCAUUCCUCCUUGGAGACAAGAAGAUUAUCUUGUUUAUAAACACAGCUCUCGCAUCGCUUGCCGCCACAACCAUCACGCUCGGUAGCAUCGUCGUCACGGCGGCGUCUUCCAUCGCCGUCAACGCCAUCAACAAGGCUGGCAAAAAGAUCACAUUGGUAGCUACCAAGGGCACGAAAUUCUACACCAUCUCUUGGAUCGCAGCCGUCUUCAUGAUCAUUUCGACCCUGUUUUGGGUAUCCAAAUUUGCGAUGCUGUGGAAAAAGGAGAAGAAGGACCGCGAGCGCUAUUCCAAGGAGAGAUUCUAAGCUCUCUCAACAACACUCUUUACUCUUCUCAUUUUCGAAAAUGUCUUGUGCUGGCAAUGGGAUGAAUUCAUAAAUGAUGGCAGGAAGUGUUUAAUAACAAAAUGCUUGGCUACGUAUUAAUUUUUUUUCCUUACAUUCCCUAUGGUUUGCCCGCUUAUCAAGAGCUUGGGCCAAGGAUGGUUCGGUACAAACGGGGGGAGGCGGCAAGGUCUAGGUUAAGAUUGAUGGAUAUGAGGGCAAACCUCGCUAAUACGCUUAUAAGGCGACGAUAUCUAAAAUUUGAAGAAAAUAGUACU